AUGGCCCUGUACGGCGCACCCAUAUGGUGCGGUAGUUUAAUGCCUAGGAACAGGGCGGUUCUGCUUGGUGCACAGCGGGUGGUUACCAACAGGAUCGUCCGGGCCUACCGCACCGUCGGACGAGAGGCAUCGUGCGCCUUGGCGGGAAUCCCGCCCUGGGAUUUGGAUGCGAGUGUGCUAGCGGACCUAUACACCCGCUGCACUGCGCUCCGGUCUCGGGGCAUCGAACCCUCGCCGGGGCAGCGUGAGACCUGGCGCAGACAAGCCCGCCUCGUCGUAUUCCGAAAUUGGGAACUAAGGCUCGCCAAUCCGACGGCGGGGCGGGCUACGGUGGAGGCAAUCCGCCCACAUCUCCAACAGUGGGUGGAGAGGCGGUACGGUGUUUUGACGUACCGCCUCACGCAGAUGCUGACCGGACACGGUGCCUUCGGGCACUACCUGUUUCGGGUGGCCCGAAGGGAGGUCACCACAGUGUGUCAUCAGUGCGGUGACGCGGAUGACACCGCACUUCACACACUGGCCGCAUGUCCGGUCUUUGCGGAGCCUCGCGCCGAACUUGUGUCUGCGCUGGGUGGAGUGGACGUCGCCGAGUUGUUCGAUUCCGGAAGGAAAAACGAAAAGCCCAGCUUAAGAAACGGAUUAAAAGAUGGCGGUCGAUAG
Messenger RNA from Trichoplusia ni (cabbage looper), 660 nucleotides. RefSeq lists its product as uncharacterized. Lineage: Eukaryota; Metazoa; Arthropoda; Insecta; Lepidoptera; Noctuidae. The transcript has 2 exons. The record is from RefSeq and is a predicted model, not a curated record. The coding region runs from base 1 to 660 and encodes 219 amino acids.